This is a messenger RNA of Diospyros lotus (date-plum), 3178 nucleotides long. RefSeq lists its product as uncharacterized. NCBI's taxonomy places the organism in Eukaryota, Viridiplantae, Streptophyta, Magnoliopsida, Ericales, Ebenaceae. The transcript is spliced from 4 exons. Bases 212 to 2878 code for a protein of 888 amino acids. The record is from RefSeq and is a predicted model, not a curated record.
CAAUAUUAUUGUUUUGACCUCGCAUUUCUAUUUGCUUCGUCGUCGGUUUGUUCUCUCCGCUCGGGUGUCCUCUCUCUCUCUCUCUCUCUCUGCAACUUUCAAUUUCUUGAAAGCACAAUCAAUUUCGAAAAUUGGACGGGGAUGUAUGGCUCUUACAUGAUUCAGUUUCGAUUAACUGUUGCUUUGUGGUUGCUUUUUGUGUGAAGAGCAGAUGGGCAGGGGGGGGAAGGUUCAGAGCAAGAAAAAUAGUAAGAGAAAAAUUCGAUCUCGGUGCAAGGGAUCAGAUGAGUCAGAUGAGGAUUACACAGUGGGUGAAGAUGAAGAUUUGAAUUAUUCUGAGGAUGAGGAAUCACAAGAGAGUUUUGGUGAAUUUGAAGAGGAGGAGGAGGAGGAGGAAGUGAGGAAAGUUGGUAGGCUGAAGGGGCAAAAGACCUUGCGGGGUAGGAAGAAAUUUGGGAGUGGGAAGGUACGCAAAAGAAGUAGGGUUUCAUAUAGAUUACGAAUUGGUGAGAAUUUUGAAGAUCAGGAUCAUGGGGAUGAUGAUGGGGAACCAGAUGAAAUUGGUUUAGACGAGGAAGAAGAGUUGGCAGUUCAGAAGAAGAAAGAUAAGGUUGUGAGGCGCCCUCUGAGAAAAAAAGGUGUUUUCAUUGGGCGAAAGAGGAAGAGGAAUUAUGGGGUAACCAAAAAGCCUAUGAAAAAGAAACCAAGGAAGAGACGUAGGUUGCUGAGGAAAUCAGUUGUUGGUAAUGAUGGGGCAUACAAGAAGAAGAAACUAAUUAUAGAAGAAAGGGGUGAAAAGAAUACUGGUCAGAGAAAAAGGAAAUUUACGGAAGAAUCUGAUUCAGAUUUUGUGAGCUCUGGAUCAUCUGAUUAUGAAUAUACCAUAUCUGAGGAAGAGAAAGAACAGGUGAGAGAAGCCAGUGAAUUUUGCGGAGAUUUGACUACUAGUCUCAGAAAUUCAUCUUCAAUAAAGAUAGAACAAGAAGAAGGGAUCUUGUGUCAGCAAAGGAAACGUUCAGGAAGAAAGGGUAAGGAGAAGGUAGAUGAUUUAAAGAACGAAACUGGAAAGCAGUUUUGUGGGAUCUGUUUAUCAGAAGAAGUAAAGAAAACUGUUCGAGGAACAUUGAAUUGUUGCAAUCAUUUUUUUUGUUUUUCUUGCAUAAUGGAAUGGUCAAAGGUGGAAUCUCGCUGCCCUUUGUGCAAACAAAGGUUUGUGACGAUUAGUAAGCCAACUAGAUCAGAUAUGGGGUUUGAUUUGAGGACUGUGGUGAUCCAAAUUCCAGAACGUGAUCAGGUUUAUCAACCAUCUGAAGAAGAACUCAGGGGUUAUCUUUACCCAUAUGAUAAUGCAAUUUGUACCGAAUGCCAUCAAAGUGGUGAUGAUGCUCUUAUGUUACUUUGUGAUCUCUGUGAUUCACCAGCACAUACUUAUUGUGUUGGUCUUGGACAUGAAGUACCUGAAGGUAGUUGGUAUUGUGAAGUCUGUAGACCAACUGGUUCCUCAAAUGUACAAGCUCCCAAUCUUACAUCUGACCAAAGAACAGUCCGCCAAUUGUCUGGCAGAUGGUCUCCUGUUGGAAAUGUUAGAGAGGACAUAGACCUUAAUUCAGAUUAUGUUCCUGAAACGCCAUUGGGUCAAGGAAGUGAGGUUCUCUCAUCUUCUGGAAGAUCUGUUGGGAAUUUUCAAGCUGCUUCUCCUGUAUCAGGAAUAGGGGUUUUAACUGUGUCUGAAAGACGCAGGAUACAGCGUCAGAUACACAAUCUACUUAAUAACAGCAUAAUAAGUCAAUUGGGUGGUAGAAAUGGAAUGCCAGCUACACCACCUAGAAAUAAUCUAUCAGGCUCUCAACCAACUGCUCUUGGUGCUGCAAAUCUACAAGCUCCAAGUCAUAUAUCUGACCAAAGAACAAUCAGAGAAUUGAAUGGCAGAUCAUCUCCUGUUGAAAAUGUUAGAGAGGACAUAGACCUUAAUUCAGCUUAUGUGCCCGAAACACCAUUGGGUCAAGGAAGUGGGGUUCUCUCAUCUCCUAGAAGAUCUGUUGGGAAUUUUCAAGCUGCUUCUCCUGUACCAGGAACAGGGGCUUUAACUGUCUCGGAAAGACGCAGGAUGCAGCACGAGAUACACCAUCUACUUAAUAACACAAUAGGCCGAUGGGGUGGUAGAAAUGGAAUGCCAGCUCCGACUCCUGGAAAUAAUCUGUUGGGCUUUCAAAUGGAGCGGGUUAGGGAGGUAGGGUUGCAAAAUGCGAUGAUUCCAGAAAGGUUAGAUUCUUAUCAAGCAUUUUCCCAUGGAAGGUUACAGGAGAAUUUCACACCUCCAACCCUGGGUAGGGAUCUUUUUUCUGCAAGGUCAUCCAAUUCAAGGGGUCAACUGCUUCAAGGUCAAACGUCUAAUUCUGCUGAUGGUUUUGUCAAUGGGAUGCUAGAAUCAGGAGUUGCAGGGAUCAGUGGGGUUAUCAAUUCGAGAUCGGGCCACGAGCAAAUCCAUCCAUAUGCUAGCAGAUCAAGCAAUGCUGAUGAUAGUAUGGCCUCUUGUAGAUAUAGAGAUGUGGGCCACUUAACCGCACAAAAGGAACAAGUGCAAUCACUGGUUAGGAGCCACUUAAAAACCUUAUCAAGACGAAUGGAGAUAGGCUACAGCACCUUCAAGGAGAUUGCAAGGAGCUCUACACACACCAUUUUAGCUGCCUGUGACCUUGAGCACAGGGCAAGCGAGGUUUAUCCGGUGCACCCACCUGCCAAAUGCAACCAUGUCGAAGGCAUAAUGAGCGGCGAACCGGUGAGCCUGAUGAAGGAUUGCUGCUCAUCUUGCUUCGAAUCAUUUGUGAAGAAUGUAGUAUGGGAGAUUGCGGGCGCACGGGUGCCAUCCGUGGCAUAGAUAGAGCUGGGGAUCCUCGCCGUUCCCAUCCCUCCUCAUCCCCCCAUCAAUCAUCAACUAUCUUCUUUGGGUUCAAGUGUGUUAUUUUGUUCACAGCUAGUCACUGUGGUAGACGUUAUUACCCAUGAAUUGUUGUUAGCUUAAGUACUGACCUCUGGAACCUCAAAGUAAGUUGGUUUGUUUGUAGAUGAGCUUGAAGUGUCGAUUAUGGUUUGUCUCACCUUGUUUCUGUUUACAUUUUUACACUCUUUGCCCCCCUAUUUAAUUGCCUUGGUUUUGCCACAGAUCAAUGGCAUGUCA